Messenger RNA from Coccinella septempunctata (seven-spotted ladybird), 1198 nucleotides. Its product is annotated as GTPase Era, mitochondrial. Gene Ontology annotation, molecular function: rRNA binding; GTP binding; ribosomal small subunit binding. NCBI's taxonomy places the organism in Eukaryota, Metazoa, Arthropoda, Insecta, Coleoptera, Coccinellidae. Gene Ontology annotation, biological process: ribosomal small subunit assembly. Gene Ontology annotation, cellular component: mitochondrial matrix. The transcript is spliced from 6 exons. The record is from RefSeq and is a predicted model, not a curated record. The coding region runs from base 105 to 1160 and encodes 351 amino acids.
ACUUGUGCUAUACUAUACUCUAACCUAAAAUUCAGAAUGGAUUAGUAAAAGAUUUGUUUAUGUAAAAAAGGAAUUUCCACCUAAAAAUAACACAAUUCACAACCAUGAAUCCUCUAGGUAAAUCAAUCAAACCUUCAUUUAAUUUUCAAAGUAUUCCUAUGGUCCUCAGAUUUUUGCGAACUGCGGGUAAGGAAUCAGUCACUAUAGAAGAAGUUCCAAAAACUAAACUUCUCAAAGUUGCGAUUAUUGGAAUGCCAAAUGCUGGUAAAAGUACAUUGAUAAACUCUUUGAUGGAUAGAAAGGUAUGUCCUGUAUCUUCUAAGGUACAUACAACGAAAAGAAAGUCAAUAGCCAUUUUCACCCAGGAUGAUACACAAGUAGUGUUUUUAGAUACACCAGGAGUUGUAUCGUUGAAGGAAUGGAAAAAGUUUGAUUUGAACAGAUCCUUUGUUAGAGAUGGAAUUAAUAGCAUGUAUCAAGCUAAUUUAAUUGGUGUAGUUCAUGAUGUAAGCAAUCCUUGGACAAGGGACAGAUUAGAUAUCAAAUUGCUCCAUAUGUUAGAAGAACUGAAGAAAAAACCAAGUUUUUUGGUAUUGAACAAGAUUGACAUGGUAAAACAAAAAAGGAAAUUGUUGGAAUUAACUCAUAAACUCACAGAAAACAGAUUAGAAGGAAAAUUAUCAGAGGAUAAUUUGGAGGCAGAAGAAGAUGAAGUUGAUGUUAUUAAGGGAUGGCCUUUUUUUAAAGAAAUAUUCAUGUUGUCAUCUUUAGAAGGUAAUGGAAUAGAUGAUUUGAAAAAAUACCUUAUCAAGCAGGCAAAACCUGCCCAAUGGUUAUACCCAGCAGACAAAUUCACAAAUGAAAAAUAUGAAGACAUCAUUGUCUCCACAGUAAGAGCGAAGUUAUUGGAUUUCCUACCACAGGAAGUUCCAUAUCUCUUACAACCUAUGAUGGAAUUCUUUGAAGUCAAUGAAAACGGCAAAAUAACAUGUGUUGUUUUGGUGAAAUGUCCGAGUAACAGAGUGGCUAAAUUAGUUGCUGGAGGUUCGGAUGGAAGACUCAACAGGAUUACGGCUGCAUGUCAAGAUGAAUUACAAAAUACUUUCAGAAAUUUUGUUAAGCUGCAAAUUGUUUUGAAAGGAAAAGAGAAGAAAGAAUAAAUUUAAGGAUAUACUUGUAAAUAAAAUAUUACCUAGGA